Molecule: messenger RNA, 1296 nt
Organism: Fraxinus pennsylvanica
Lineage: Eukaryota; Viridiplantae; Streptophyta; Magnoliopsida; Lamiales; Oleaceae
Source: the annotation of a GenBank genome assembly
AUGGUUGUGAUAUUCGAUUUUGGUGCUGGAAAUGGUCAUGGUGAUGACAAAUUGCGCAAAUCGAAUAGGGCGUGUCGAUCAAUUUUGAUGACUAUGGAGAGGGAAGAAGGGAGAGGUGUUCAUCACCUGCGUAGGCACCAUUUUAUCUACAAGAAUUACUCAACUUCGAAAAUUUUUCCUGGGAAGAUAAAACCAAGUAGAAGAUUAAUGUCAGGAAGAAAUUGGGGGAUUCCGGUUCCCAUGAAAGGAGUUCCUCAUGGUGGGCUGCCCCCACCUACGGUUCAUGAAUCGCCUCUUGUCAGAGGCCUUGGCGGAGGACCUCAUCCUGCGUUGUUGGAAGAAAUGAGGGAAUCCCAUUAUAGUUUGGGCGGACCCAGACCUCAUCCUCCUCCUGCUGCCCUUAUCAAGGAGCGACUGGCUGCUCAACAUGAUGAGAUCCAGGGUAUGCUUGUUGACAACCAGAUGUUGGCUGCAACUCAUGUGGCACUUAGACAGGAAUUAGAGGUUGCACAGUAUGAGUUUCAGCGGGCUGAUAAGUUUGCCCAUUCUUUCCAUGCUGGAACGGAUUUAGAGAUGAGGGAACUUUAUGAGAAGUCUGCUAAAAUGGAAAAUGAACUUCAUGCUGCUAAUGCUAUGAGGGCUGAGCUUAUGCAGGUGCACAUGGAUAUUAAGGAGUUAACUGCUGCAAGGCAAGAUCUUACGACUCAGGUCCAAAUGAUGACUCAAGACUUAGCUAGAGUUACUUCAGACUUGCAGCAGGUUCCUGCAAUUAAGGCAGAAAUUGAGGGUUUAAGGCAUGAGCUGGAGCGAGCUAGGGCUGCUGUUGAGCGUGAAAAGAAGGGCGUUGCAGAGAGCUUGGAGCAAGGUAAGAUGAUGGAGAGUAAGUUAAUCACAAUGGCUCGAGAGGUGGAAAAACUACGGGCUGAGUUGGCUAAUGCCCAAAAAAGAGCUUAUGCUGCCAGUGCUAUUGGAAAUCCAGCUGCAACUUAUAAUGCAAAUUACAGCAAUCCUGAAGCAGGAUAUUCAGGGAAUCCUUAUCCUGUAGCUUAUGGCAUGAACCCCCCAAAUCCAAUGCAUCCUGCUCCUUCUGGCGCACAAGGUUAUCCUCAGUAUGGACCUGGACCCGAUAAACUAGUUCAUGCUAGGUCAUGGGAAGGAGCUGCUAGCUUUGGAGUCGGAUUUCCUAGCUUUGGAGGCGUCUACUUGCACGCCUGCAGUAAGGUAGCAAUGGAAUUACAUUUUUCAGCGUUCAACUGUGCGCUAGAUGAAGAUUUCUGUGGAGAAGCUCAUUACUGA